AACCGUUAAAAUAUGAUUUACUUUUAGAUGCCGAAAAGAACCAAGAUCAAAGCAUGGACGUGGUAAGCAGUGAUGACGAAAUAGACGAGGAUGAAGAUGUUGAAAGUACAGAAAGGAUGAAUAGUAUUCACGAUUUUAAGCUUCUUGCACGAUGGGCUCCAGCAGUGGUUAACCACUUAUAUUGGUCCAUCGCUACGUGUAAAGGGGACGGGAAAGAAUUGGCUGAAAGAUUUGUGUCAGUCGUCCAUCAUACUGCAAAUAAACACACAUUUCCACAAAAUUCAAUUUAUAAAGAAUGCGAACACGAGAAGUUAACGGACGAGGAUAAGCGGCAAAAAGAAUGGUUUCAAAUGGGAUCCCCUGCGCACAAUGCAUUGAUCCAUAUUGUUACGCAAAAAACACUCGUCACAGAUCUAGAGCAAAUGAACGAAUAAAUUCGCACGACCAUGUUCGAAGUUUUUCCUUCCUUGAAGAUUAGAUAUCUUCCAAAAAGUUCGUUCUUCGGAAUGGAAAAAAUGAUCGCUGGAACACAAUUAGCAAUCCUCGACCAUAAUAAUAAUUGUAAAAGGGAACAGGUAAAAAAAUACUUAAAUCUUCUCUACAAGAUAUGUUAAUAGAGUGUUAAAUUUUAUGUUUCGUUCACAGAAAUAUCAGGUGGAUGAUGAAGGUACAGCAACACCGCUGUUUCAAAUUGCGUACUCUAAACCAACCAAACGAUUUGUGGCUAAACCAGUUAAAGAGGAAAAAGAAAUAGGAUAUCUAUUUUACAUAAUUCAAAAAAUAAUUUUGCGUGCAUCAUAUGGAAGUAAAGCCAGCGCAUCGAAGAGAAAAAAACGUCAAUACGACAAGAAAAUUGCUCCUGUCGCAAGACCAGAUAGAGAAGAAAUUAUAUCAAAUUCGAUAAAAUACAAGCGUAUAAAGUUGUAAAUAGUUAGUACGAAAACAGAAUACAAACGUUUUUUUUAAAACAUAAAAGGCCGC
Messenger RNA from Hydractinia symbiolongicarpus, 981 nucleotides. RefSeq lists its product as uncharacterized. Lineage: Eukaryota; Metazoa; Cnidaria; Hydrozoa; Anthoathecata; Hydractiniidae. The record is from RefSeq and is a predicted model, not a curated record. The transcript has 2 exons. The coding region runs from base 54 to 434 and encodes 126 amino acids.